Messenger RNA from Chroicocephalus ridibundus (black-headed gull), 1369 nucleotides. RefSeq names its product cellular communication network factor 2 (gene CCN2). The record is from RefSeq and is a predicted model, not a curated record. Gene Ontology annotation, cellular component: extracellular matrix; extracellular region. Lineage: Eukaryota; Metazoa; Chordata; Aves; Charadriiformes; Laridae. Gene Ontology annotation, molecular function: integrin binding; heparin binding. The transcript is spliced from 5 exons. Bases 227 to 1261 code for a protein of 344 amino acids. Gene Ontology annotation, biological process: signal transduction; cell adhesion.
CCACUCUCCCGCCGGAGUCGGAAGGAGCAGAGCUGAGGAGAGCAGAGCAGACACCCGCCCGCCGGCCCAGCGCCCACCGCGACAGGCCCGUCCCCGCAGCGCCGCUGAGGAGAAAUCGCCCGGCGGGAAACUCUCCUCCUUACCUCAGCUCACCUCGCCUUAGCUCGCCGCCCCUCUGCCGGGCAGCCCGACGCCGCGCCGCCCACAAGCCGACGACCGCAGCGGGAUGGCCCCCGUCAGCUUCGCCGUAGCCCUUCUCCUCGCCCUCCUCAGCUCGGAGGCGCAGGGCCAGGAGUGCAGCGGGCAGUGCCAGUGCGGAGCGGGGCCCGGCCCCACCUGCCCCGCCGGCGUCUCCCUGGUGCUCGACGGCUGCGGCUGCUGCCGCGUCUGCGCCAAGCAGCUGGGCGAGCUCUGCACCGAGCGCGACCCCUGCGACCAUCACAAGGGCCUCUUCUGCGACUUCGGCUCCCCCGCCAACCGCAGGAUCGGCGUCUGCACCGCUCGGGACGGCGCCCCGUGUGUCUUCGGCGGCAUGGUGUACCGGAGCGGCGAGUCCUUCCAGAGCAGCUGCAAGUACCAGUGCACCUGCCUGGACGGGGCGGUGGGCUGCGUGCCCCUCUGCAGCAUGGACGUCCGCCUGCCCAGCCCCGACUGCCCCUACCCGCGCCGGGUGAAGCUGCCCGGAAAGUGCUGCGAGGAGUGGGUCUGUGACGAGGCCAAAGAGCAGACCGCCGUGGGACCUGCUCUCGCUGCUUAUAGACUGGAAGAUACAUACGGUCCAGACCCAACAAUGAUGCGUGCCAACUGCCUGGUGCAGACCACCGAAUGGAGUGCGUGCUCCAAGACUUGUGGCAUGGGCAUCUCGACCAGGGUCACCAAUGACAAUGCCUUCUGCAGACUGGAGAAACAGAGUAGACUGUGCAUGGUCAGACCUUGCGAAGCAGACCUGGAGGAGAACAUCAAGAAAGGCAAAAAGUGCAUUCGCACCCCCAAAAUCUCCAAGCCCAUCAAGUUUGAACUGUCUGGCUGCACCAGCGUGAAGACCUACAGAGCUAAGUUCUGUGGUGUCUGCACUGACGGGCGCUGCUGCACACCCCACAGAACAGCCACCCUCCCCGUGGAGUUCAAGUGCCCUGAUGGGGAGAUCAUGAAAAGGAAAAUGAUGUUCAUCAAGACCUGCGCGUGCCACUACAACUGCCCUGGAGACAAUGACAUCUUUGAGUCUCUGUACUACAGAAAGAUGUAUGGAGACAUGGCAUAAAAGCCAGAAGGAGACGCUAACUAGAUUCUCAACUUGAACUGAUUUGCAUCUCAUUUUGUAAACAUGAUUCAAUAGCACAAGGUAUUUAAAUCAGUUUUUUUUUUAAUU